CCUCCUUUGUAUGGCUUCAGGAUAACUUGGUGUUGCACUGACAUCCGUGGUCACUCCUCGCAGAUUCUUUCGUCUGGAAAGGCCAAAGUUUGUUCAUUUGGAAGGCCUGUUCCGUGUGCCAGGCAUUGAAGAUUGCAACAAUGUUGUGGUUCAUUUUAAACAUGGUUGCAUAUGUGAUGCGGAAGUUUCGGAGGGAGCCAAGAAGAGCAGCGUUAAUAGAGACAGAUGGUUUCCCAGUUUCUGAUGGAAGGGCAGGUUACAAAGGCCACUGGAGGUCACCUGGAAAACGAGCUACGCCGAGGAAAGGUUUCUCAAAUGAGCCUCCCGAAUCCUUUUUCACAAGAACUGGGCCUGGAAGAAAACUACGGCGAGAAUCGUUUGUGAAUGUUGAAGGAACAGGCAAGUCGAUUGCUGUCCUCACCAGUGGAGGGGAUGCCCAGGGGAUGAAUGCAGCUAUCAGGGCAGUGGCAAGGCUUGCAAUUUACAGUGGUGCAAAGGCAUAUGCUGUUUACUGGGGUUACCAAGGCCUUGUUGAUGGGGGAGAUAACAUAAAAGAACUUGAAUGGCAAAGUGUCACUGGCAUUACACAUCUAGGCGGAACUGUAAUUGGAAGUGCUCGUUGUAUAGAUUUCAGAUCCAGGGAGGGUCGUAGACAGGCAGCUUUCAACCUUGUCACAAGAGGUAUUACAAACUUGGUAAUUAUAGGUGGCGAUGGAAGUCUUACUGGUGCAAAUGAGUUCCGACAGGAGUGGCCUGAGCUUUUGAAAGAACUCGUCGAAGAAGGCAGAAUUAAGGCUGGCGAAGCUGUGUUGCAUGGCCAUCUAAAUAUUGUUGGAAUGGUUGGCAGUAUUGAUAACGACUUUUGUGGCACAGACAUGACAAUUGGUGCUGACUCAGCACUGCAUCGGAUUGUUGAAUCAGUUGAUGCAAUAUCUACAACUGCAGAAAGCCAUCAAAGAGCUUUUGUGUUAGAAGUGAUGGGAAGGCAUUGUGGUUACUUGGCUUUAGUUGCAGGCAUAAGCGUUGGUGCCGAUUGGAUAUUUAUACCAGAGUGGCCUGUUGAAGAUGACUGGCAAGACAAUUUGUGUACCCAGCUUCGAAAGGGCAGAGAAAAUGGUCGUCUGCUCAGCAUCAUUAUCCUCGCCGAAGGAGCGCAAAACAUCCACGGUGAACCUGUAACCGCCAAUCAAGUUAAAGAUUUGAUUUGUAAAAAUCUCGGCUACGACACAAGGGUGACAGUCCUGGGUCACGUGCAAAGAGGAGGUGCUCCUUCGGCGUUUGAUCGUCUUCUCGCCAUGAGGCUUGGCGCCGAAGCUGCGCUGACUGUUUUGGAAGAUGUGAAGGAUAUGCCUCCGCAGGUGGUUUGUCUUGAUGGCAACCAAAUUGUUAAAAAGAACCUCAUGGAAAACGUCGAAAAGUGUAACGCUAUUAAGAAGGCAUACGCGGAAAAAGAUUUCAAGAAAGUCGUCGAGCUUCGUGGAGCCUCUUUCAAGAGAAACUUAGCAGCCUACAAAGUGCUGAAGCUAUUUGAUCCAACUCAGUGUAACACGGAUGGAACAUGCAAAAUGGGAUACACGCUGGCCGUGAUGAAUGUUGGUGCUCCUGCAGGCGGCAUGAACCCCGCUACGAAGGCGUGUGUCCGAAGCGCUUUGAACCAGGGCCACUCGGUGCUAGCUAUAAGCGAUGGCUUCGAUGGACUAAUCAAAGGCCAGGUAAGGCUGUUGGGAUGGAACGAUGUCGACAAAUGGAGCAAUCUCGGCGGAUCAAAUCUGGGCGUUACAAGAACACUCCCAAGCAAAGCAGGAUUAGCUGCUGUUAACGACAGACUUUCUGAGUUUGGCAUUCAAGGCCUCCUUAUUGUUGGCGGCUUUGAGGCGUUCAACAGUGCAUUGGAGCUGGCUAAAGGGCGAGAGCGACAGAAAGCAUUUCGAAUCCCGAUUAUUGUGAUCCCGGCCACAAUGAGCAACAAUGUUCCUGGAACGCACUUCAGCCUCGGUGCGGAUACCACUCUCAAUGUCAUCGUCGAGUCAUGUGAUCGAAUCCGCCAGUCAGCAAGCAGUUCGCAGGACCGUGUUUUUGUUGUCGAAACAAUGGGCGGUAGAUGCGGUUACUUAGCAACAAUGGCAGGCAUUGCUGCCGCUGCAGAUGCUGCUUACAUUAGGGAAGAACCAUUCGGUGUUUAUGAACUGCUGGCGGAUGCCAACCAUCUCAUGUACAAAUUUCAAAACACAGGGAUAAAAAGAGGAUUGGUUCUGAGGGCACAAGAGGCAAAUGAACGUUACACAACAAAAUUCAUCACUAGCCUGUACGAAGAAGAGGCUAAGGGAGUUUUCAUUACGAGGGAGAGUGUUCUCGGACAUCUGCAGCAGGGUGGACCACCAUCCCCGUUUGAUCGAUUGAAUGGUACCAGGCAAGCAAUGAAGGCUGUUAGGUUUCUGAUCGAAAAUAUUGGUGAAAACAUAGAUGAAAACGGAAUUGUCAGUGCCACUUCACCAAACACGGCUUGUGUUCUGUGUCACGUGCGCGCCCAGACAUUAUUUAGGCCUGUCGUAGAACUCGAAGCCGAGGCGGACAUGAAGAACAGAGUGCCUCUUAAUAAUUGGUGGUUAGUUGUGCGCCCCCUGUUGCGAGUGUUAGCACGACACAGGGAGACAUUCAUACGAGAAGUUGACGAAUAGCCACAUUUCAGCUGGUCGCUGCUCUUUAUCUGAAGAGAAAGUGUUGGCGUUCCCAGGUACCACCUCAGUUUGACUCGCAGCUUAACUUUAUCAAUGAUUAAUGGCUUAAAUAAAGUAUUUAUUUUUGAAAUCCUAAGUAUGUAAGCAGCAGUGCCCCUGUCUUCGCUUCCUGAGUGCCCGUGUUUGUGUGGUUUUUCAAAAGAUAGCAUCGCGUCUUCCUUGUAAAUUCGUAUUGCCGAGGGGAACUAAUGCAAUUUGUCAAGUAGAUUAUGUCUGUAUUCAGCAUUUAAAUUUUAGUUUCAAGUAAAAGGUCUGAAGAGCCGCAAGUUUGCAAAUUAAUACCAAAAGUCGAAUUCAGGCAGGGAGAUUUCUUGGAGUAUAAUGGAAAUCAUUUGUCGAGGAUCUGCUUCAAAAAACUUUCGAAGCAAAGCGCAAUUUUGAUUUUGAAGUUCUCCAUUAUCGUUUGAAAACCAUUAAAAAUUUCAAAAAUCAACCUACGAAAGUUCAAAAUCUUAAACAAAUCAGACGAACAGUCCAACUAGGCCUAUUAACUUUUAUAAACGAACAAAACAUCUGGUUGGCCCUGAGGUCUCCCAAAAGACUGGUAUUUUAUUCCGACAGUUGCUUGAAUUUGUUUGCUUGGUUAAAGGUGUCUUCCCUACCGCCCCCCUUUAGCAGCGAGUUGAAUGCAAACUUUUAGCAAACGAUUCCCUAUUUUUUAUGAAUUGCCCUAAAACAAACUCACGUAUUAGUGCUUCCAUAUAUCGUUGCUUAAAUGUAUUGAUUUACUUGUUUUACUUAAAUGAACUUUUUUAACGCUUUCGCUUACAACAUCAUCAUCCAUGAGUAGCUAAUUAUUCUC
Rhopilema esculentum is the source of this 3540-nucleotide messenger RNA. RefSeq names its product ATP-dependent 6-phosphofructokinase, muscle type. Lineage: Eukaryota; Metazoa; Cnidaria; Scyphozoa; Rhizostomeae; Rhizostomatidae. Gene Ontology annotation, cellular component: cytoplasm; 6-phosphofructokinase complex. The record is from RefSeq and is a predicted model, not a curated record. Gene Ontology annotation, molecular function: fructose-6-phosphate binding; monosaccharide binding; ATP binding. Gene Ontology annotation, biological process: fructose 6-phosphate metabolic process; fructose 1,6-bisphosphate metabolic process; canonical glycolysis.